UACAGAGCUCUAAUGGAGGCAAGCAGCAGAGUGAUGGUGCAGGUGUUGUUGUUGGCGUUGGUGGUUCAGGUCACCCUGUCCCAGCACUGGUCCUAUGGAUGGCUACCAGGUGGAAAGAGAAGUGUGGGAGAGCUGGAGGCAACCAUCAGGAUGAUGGGUACAGGAGGAGUGGUGUCUCUUCCUGAAGAGCCGAGUGCCCAGACCCAAGAGAGACUUAGACCAUACAAUGUAAUCAAUAAUGAUUACAGUCAUUUUGAGCGAAAGAGAGGGUUGCCUAAUAACUGAGGAGAAACGCGGACUGUCUUUGCAUCAUCAUCAUCAUCAUCAUCAUCACCAGUGAUGGACCGUCUGAGAGAAAACUUCAACACAUCAUCACAUUUAUCACACAGGUGUCAACAACAUGUGUGUCUGUAACAUUUAAACCCAUUAAAAAUUGUAAUAAAGUUUUUGAAAUCUGA
Epinephelus lanceolatus (giant grouper) is the source of this 458-nucleotide messenger RNA. RefSeq names its product gonadotropin-releasing hormone 3 (gene gnrh3). The record is from RefSeq and is a predicted model, not a curated record. NCBI's taxonomy places the organism in Eukaryota, Metazoa, Chordata, Actinopteri, Perciformes, Serranidae. Gene Ontology annotation, cellular component: extracellular region. Gene Ontology annotation, molecular function: gonadotropin hormone-releasing hormone activity; gonadotropin-releasing hormone receptor binding. Gene Ontology annotation, biological process: reproductive process; multicellular organism development.